This is a messenger RNA of Laccaria bicolor S238N-H82, 309 nucleotides long. RefSeq lists its product as uncharacterized. Lineage: Eukaryota; Fungi; Basidiomycota; Agaricomycetes; Agaricales; Hydnangiaceae. The coding region runs from base 1 to 309 and encodes 102 amino acids. The transcript is spliced from 2 exons. The record is from RefSeq and is a predicted model, not a curated record.
AUGUUCCACAACGUCGGCGGUGGUGUCGGUCACUCUCGACACCUCUCGACGCCUCUCGUUGCCACGCCACGUCAUCCUCGAUGCCUCUCGCCGCCAUGUCACCAAGCCACCAAAGCGGCAUGCAGAACGAAGCCAACAAAGAAACGAGGGACAGCGCCCAGUCGUGGGCGCUGUCAGAUUGGUGAGCCAGGACACCACACGAAUGCGGCGCCCACACCACGUAUGUCGUUUGCACACGACAGCGCCCAUGCCACGGCAUGGGCGCUGUCAAAUGCCCCAGGAUCACGGCACACGCUGGAUACCACAUGA